Molecule: messenger RNA, 1671 nt
Organism: Glarea lozoyensis ATCC 20868
Lineage: Eukaryota; Fungi; Ascomycota; Leotiomycetes; Helotiales; Helotiaceae
Product: WD40 repeat-like protein
Exons: 2
Coding region: 1-1671 (556 amino acids)
Cellular component (GO): small-subunit processome
Molecular function (GO): protein binding; snoRNA binding
Source: RefSeq, a predicted model, not a curated record
AUGUCCUCGUUCUUCACCAUUCCUUCGGCGGCGAAGAAGAGAAAACGACCAGAAGGCUCAGAAAACCCCAAAAAAAGAUUUGCACCUUCCAAGUCAAAAAAUAACCCACGAGAAUCAAAACCUGCGAGGACGCCUAGGAAACCACAGCGGGACGAGUCAAUAUCAGGCAGCGAAAAUGAGGAUGGUAGCGAUCGCGGCGAUGAAGAGGAAUAUCAAGGCUCAAGUGAUGCAGCUAGUAGUUCUGGGUCGGAAGAAGGGGAUGAUGCUGAGGAAACCGCCGCCGAACGACGUUUGCGACUUGCUGAGCGGUACCUCGAAAAUAUCCGGGAGGAAGUGGAUGAACAUGGCUUCGAUGCCGAAGAGAUUGACCGUGAUCUUAUUGCCGAGCGAUUGCAAGAAGAUGCCGCCGAAUCGAAGGGGCGCAUGUACAGGAAGUUGGCGCUGGACUUAGCAUUCGAAGACGCCUCUUAUUCGGGUUUCCGCAAUGACUCAGAUAUAAUUACGAGCGUUGCAACUUGCCCGCCAUAUGCUUACACAGUUUCCAAAGAUAUGUUUCUGAUCAAAUGGCAAAUCCAGGAAUUGCCCGCAAAUCAAUUUCCCCAGAAGAAAAAGAAAUCCAAAAAAACCGCCUCCUCCACCCCGCCGAAAACCAACACAACUGGCAUUUUUGCAGCAUCACAGGAUGGGAAGUUUGUCGUCACAGGUGGCAGGGAUCGACGUAUGAUAGUUUGGGAUGCUGCUACUCUUAAACCCCUCCGAGUCUUUACGCAACACCGAGAUGCAGUCACUGGUCUUGCCUUUCGUCGCGGUACCAAUCAGCUAUAUUCCUCUUCCAAGGACCGAACAAUCAAGGUUUGGUCAUUAGACGAACUCGCAUAUAUUGAAACACUUUUCGGCCACCAAGAUGAGGUUGUAGAUAUAGCAGCUCUGGCGCAAGAACGAUGUAUAUCCGUUGGUGCACGCGAUCGAACAGCACGCUUAUGGAAAGUAGUUGAGGAGACACAAUUAGUCUUCCGCGGUGGUGGUGGAGAGAAAAAGUCAAGGUCAGGUCCCAGAGUACUAGAAGGAAGUAUGGAUCGGGUAGCUAUGAUCGAUGAGGAGACAUUCGUCACAGGAGGUGACAAUGGGUGCAUCUCCUUGUGGGUUAUUCAUAAGAAGAAGCCAAUUUUUACCUUACCACAAGCACAUGGCAUGGAUCCUGCACUGCAACCAGAUGAAGCAAGUGCGGAAGUCAAACCUAGCGAUGAUAUCGUGCCUGCACCACAGCCGAGAUGGAUCACAGCACUCGUAACGAUUCCAUAUUCAGACGUUAUAUUGAGUGGCAGCUGGGACGGUCAAUUAAGAGCUUGGAGGUUAAGUGAUGACAAGAAGAAGCUUGAACCAUUAGGUGGUGUAGGUUCAAAUUUCGGCACUCAAGUUAAUGGGCAAGAGUUGAAAAAUGGACAUGCAAAUGAAAAGCCAGUGGUUAAGGGCGUGAUAAACGAUAUAUCCGUCUUCGAGCGCGGUGAUAGAGGCAAAGACGGCGCUUGCGUAGUGGUAGCAGUAGGAAAGGAACUGCGCACAGGGCGUUGGUACAGGUUAAAAGAAGGGGCGAAGAACGGAGCUGUUGUUUUCGAGAUACCAAGGAUACCAAAAAGCAACGGUGUUGUAGCUGAUGAAAAAGAUGAAUAG